Messenger RNA from Amphimedon queenslandica, 2393 nucleotides. Its product is annotated as inositol 1,4,5-trisphosphate receptor-like protein A. The record is from RefSeq and is a predicted model, not a curated record. Gene Ontology annotation, cellular component: membrane. Gene Ontology annotation, biological process: transmembrane transport; calcium ion transport. The coding region runs from base 61 to 2193 and encodes 710 amino acids. Gene Ontology annotation, molecular function: monoatomic ion channel activity. The transcript is spliced from 17 exons. NCBI's taxonomy places the organism in Eukaryota, Metazoa, Porifera, Demospongiae, Haplosclerida, Niphatidae.
GAAUAUAUUACCGCUGCAUUAAAUGUCAUAUCCUUGUUGUGUGACAGACAACAAGAAAAAAUGCAAGUUGCAAUGAGAAAUGAGGGUUUCAAUAUUGUUAGUCAAGUUUCAUUUAUAUUUUUCUACAUUUCUAAUCAUUGGGAUGAUACUAAAGUUGAUAUAGCACAAAAAACUGUUCAGGCAUUAAUAGAAAUGUGCACUGGAGAUUAUAUUAAUCAAGAUAUUGCUUUUAAAGGCCAAGUUAUUGUAUCUAUUAAUCUCCAAUUGAAUAUGCAUUCUGAUAAUGAAGAGAAAAGAAAAUUAAAAUCCUCAUGUAUUGAAUUGCUAGAAGUAAUGCUGGAGGAAAUAGAUGAAAAAUCAUGUACUUUAGCCAAGUGUAUAGCAAAUCAUUUGGAAAUGGACAAGUUGUAUCAAGAAAUGCUUAAUUUAUUUGACAUAUCAAAUUAUGAACUAUUGUGUAGAGCCUAUAAUGUCCUCAAACGAAUUGCAGAUUAUGAAGGAAUAAGUACUGAAAAACUAGUUGAGGUUAAAGAAGAUGAUAAAGUUCAUCAAGCAAUGUGGGAAUACUGUCGACACAGGUCUCGAAGUGUUGAAAUUGCUUAUAAAAAUGAUACAGUCACUCAAGCAUAUUUUUCUUAUGAUCCUAAGAUACAUAUUAAAGACAAAAGUUAUAUACAGUCACAAAUCAAAAGAAGCACUCCUCAAGAAAAGCUACUUGAUUUUAUUGAAUGGACAAAUGCUGUUGAGAAGAUGCAAAGUAAAAAAGAUAUUUUCACAUUUUUCAGAAAUAAGAUACCUUUUCUUAUAUUGUCACGUUUAAGGCAGUGGUUAUUAAUAUUCUUGACAAUUUUAUUAAACUUAAUUGUGCUUUUUACAGUCUAUACUCCACUAGACUACAAUAUGGCUAAUGGAGUCUGCACAACCAAUAGCACAGAUAAUGAAACAUGUUCCAGUACCAGUCAUUUCCAGCCCAUCUUGUCACCUCAAAUAUCAUUAGGAUCUACAACAGUUCUGGAAAUUCUUGGAUUUGUACAUGCUGCGUUGGCAGUAAUGAUGGUAAUUGAAUACUUUGCUGGCAAUUGGGGAUCUUUCUCACCAUUAAUGGAACUCAAGGAGCAUUUGUCAUGCAAAAAAAUAUUUUUCAGCCUCUCAAAGAUAAUUUUAGGCAAGAAUAUAACUUAUCGACUUUGUUUAGGCUCUUUCAAACUGUAUUUGCAAAAGCCACAGCAGUCCGUAGCUAAUGACAAGAAUACUCUUGCUAAUGAGUAUUAUCAAAUUUCUUGGAGUAGUUUUCAGUCGAUCUACCGUAUCUUUUUUAUGGUCUGUUCAUUAGUAGCUUGGAUUCCUGUUCCAGGGCUAAAGUAUAUGUACUGUCUGUGUAUGCUCUAUCCAUUUUUAAAGUUUGAUGUUGUGGCGUAUAUUUCAAGAGCUAUAAAAAGAAGCAUCAAGCAGCUGGCGUCAGUCUUCUUGCUCUGCUUUGUUUUUAUUUAUAUUUAUGCUGUCGUCAGUUUUGCUUUGUUGAAUAAUUACUUUUCUAAAGACAAGGAUCAGUUCUGUGGCAGUUUGGUACAGUGUUUUUUCACUGUGUCACGUUUGGGACUACUGAGUACCUUAGGAUCUGAACUUGAAAUCCGUCCAAAUAAUGACUACGAGCCUAACUUUACACUUUAUGGUUUUCGAACAUUCUAUGAUCUUGUAUUCUUUAUUGUUGUCACAACUCUUGGUCUUAACAUCAUCAUUGCUAUACUUGUGGAUAGAUUUUCUGAAAUGAGAGAAAAAUCAGAUAAAGUUGAAGAAGAUAAUGAAAGUAGGUGUUUCAUCUGCAGUAUUGAAAGAAGCAUGUUUGACAAAGAUUUUAAGAAACAUGUCACAAAAGAACAUAACUUGUGGGAUUAUAUGCGUUUCAUUAUACAUGUAAAAUCUCUUCCUGAAAAUUCUCACAAUGCUCUGGAGAAGUAUGUUUUUGAUCAGGUCAAUGAAGGUAAAAAUUCUAUUAAGUUUUUCCCGUUGUACAAAGCUAAAUCUUUACCUCAUUAUGAACAUGGUGACAGUAAAAAUGAGAGUCAAGACAAGGAAGAAUACAGACCUGACAAGGAGCUGCUGUCUUUAAUAACAAAAGACAGAGGAAGUAGGUGGAGAAGGAGAACCUCAAGCUAUUCGACAUCACAGAGACAGGUCUCCUUUGCACUUUAGUGACUUGUAGAAUUAGAGAUAUCCUGUAGCUAGUCAGAACUAUUAUAGUAGAAAUUUAUCAUAGACGUAGACUAUAUACAGCAUAGGUCUAGUAUUAUACUCUUUUUCUAUUGUACUUUCAGCAUUCAUUUGGAAUGUUGCAGCUGCUGAGUUUACUUUUUUAAGUGCUAUUGUUAAUCCUUUGCUAUUAGUAAAAACAG